GUGAAUGCAGGGCUCAAGUGCAGGUUGAGAUCCUACAGCUGAUAGGAAGGACUGAAUCCUGAGGGCCCUCAGACUAGAUCACCUGAAGGGGGAGAGAAGCAAAUGACAAACCAAACAGGGGGUGAAGGGCAGCCAGGGUGGUGGCAAGAUGCGUGUUACUUGGCAGCAUGGUGGGUGGGGAGGUGUGUCAGUGCCUGGAGCAGGGGGAAUCUGAGAUGAGAAAUUAUAAACGUGCCAUUUGUUUCCCAUCACAAUGAAUCAUCAGAGCACUCAAAACAUCUCUGUGCGUUUACCAGGAUAUUUAUAGCAGUGCUUAACACCAAGGCUUAACAAAAGCAGGAGUUUCUGGAUUUCCUGUCCCAAUGGUUAGCCUGGUCAAGGCUAUGAUCUUUUGAGUAUUUCAACAUGAUUAAAAUGGGUCACUCAAUUUUGUGGAGGGGAACAGACUAAAGCCCUCUGACUCUUUGUGGAAAACUCCUAGUUCUUCAAACAACAUACUUAUUAACCAAGGCAGUUAAGGAGCUGCCUGCUGAAAAGAACACUCACUCCUGCUUUAGUCUCUGCUGUAAAACACAUCACAGGACUCCAGCCCGUCAGUCAGAGGAGCCCGAGGCAAAGCAGCUCCAGGACAAAUCCCAGGUUCUGGUUUGAAGGACAACAUUUGUUCAGUGGGUGAAGCAGUCUGUUGCCAGCUCCAGGGGAGGUCGGCCGUGGUUUCUCGUGUGCGAAUAUUUUUCUGGCAUAAUACACUUCCCAGUGGGAAGCUUUGAAGUCUUACACACAAAUGGACAUCCAGUGGAUUUGUGCCUUCACCACAAUCCUAGCAUGGUUCUGCACAGGUUCCUCAGGACACCAGACAUCAGUCGAACCUCCCCGCAAUCUUCAGAUAAUUGACCCUGGACUUUUAGGCCAUCUCUGUAUAGAAUGGCAGCCUCCACCUUCCCUGCUAACCCUCGAUCAGUGUACAAUAAAAUAUAAAUUAAAAUACCGUAGCACUGGCGAUGCAGACUGGAAGGUUGUUUUUACUAAGAAGUUAAAAUAUGGCGUUGGAUUUGAUCUCAGCAAGAGAACUGAAGCAAAGGUCCAGACUCUGCUGGAAGGACGUUGUACGAAUGAAUCUGAAGUGAAGAGUGACUGGACUCACGCUACCUUCCAGCUUCCUUCACAAGGAGAUCUGGAGUCACAGAUCCGAGACUUCCACUGUGUCUAUUACGAUUGGGAGCACCUCACGUGCACUUGGCAGCUGGGCCGGCUAGCUCCUCCUGGGGCACGUUAUGAGUUUUAUUAUUGGUACGAAGGGCUGGAUCAUGCAGUGCAAUGUGAUGACUAUCGUCAGACUCAUGGAAGAAAUACUGGAUGCAAUUUGCAAAACCUGAGGCAGGCAGAAUAUACUGAUUUCAAUGUCUGUGUUAAUGGUUCUUCAGAGUCCACGUGGCUGAGACCCUCCUACUUCACAUUCCAUCUUCAGAAUCUAGUCAAACCUUCUCCGCCUGAGAAGCUGUCGGUUUCCAUUUCUGCCUCUGAGGAAGUUCACGUGGAGUGGAGCCCUCCUGCGGGGGGUACCCCCCCACACUGCCUGGACUACGAGGUGCAGCUGACAGAACGGGAUGGUGACGAUCCCUGGGCGUCUGUGUCAACCCAAGUGGAAACUGCCUUCACCUUCUCCCAGUCCAAUCGAAGCCAUGUCUCGUGUGUCCGCGUACGAGGGAAAACUAAUGUGUUCUGUGCUGACAAGGGCUUUUGGAGUGAAUGGACGCGCGAGUGCUUCUACGUGUCCAGAAAAGAUGAAAAGCAGCUGUUCCUCCUCAUUGCAGUAGUCUUAAGUUUUCUGACCGUCGUGAUAUUUAUAUUAGCUGCACAGCGGAAGAAAAGAACAAAUAGAGAGAAAAAUAUAUCCCCUACAUCUCUAUAUUUGGAAUAAUUGCUGAAUAAAAUGAUUUCCAGAGAUGCCCUGUGAGAAGUCAGUGGAACUUACUGCUGCAUUAUACACAUGUUAUUGAUGUCCAUAAUAAAGACCCAUGUCAACUUCAGGUUCCUGGCAUUCUUGGCAAAUGACAUCCUCCAGUGGGAUGCUAACCCUGCAAAUGGGCUUGUUGUGCAGCUUGUGUCCAGUGGAUUGCCCUUAGCAUGUCAUCCCAAGAACAGACGUGAAACCUGAACUUCUUACGAGUCUUUUCUACUUCCCCCCACACACUUAGUAUGCUUCUGUAGUCCAACAACACGAAGGUCAGAGAAGUUUAUUGACUGAUGCUGGAAUAACUUUUUAUAACAUAACGGAGCGAAAAAGGAGGCAGUGGAGAAUGUGAUGAAUAAUAUCAACAGGUCUGCUGUGUGCGUUUAUGAGAAGGAAUUGAACCACUGUUAACAUGAUGGAAACUGAGUGGAAGAUCAAGGUUAUAUCCACCUGCUUAGGAAAGGUUGCUAGAUGCUAUUGUCUGUAUUCAGGUAUAUUUCCCUGCUGGCUCCCUCGCUACCUUCUUUCAGUCCACUGUUAAUUUUUAAACAGUGAACGUUAUUUAACUGCAUUUAUUUAAUCAUGUCAUCUACCAUGCCACAGUUAUUUGUGAAAGUGGAUUGGGGAGACCUUGAAACAGUUUUUUGCAGGGAAUGGCUGUGCUUACAAAUACGGUGAAUGGCAGAUGGAUCAUGGGAGGAACAAAUCCUAAGGAUAUGCUGUGAAGUGCUGGAAGGGGGGGGAUGUCCUGCAGGACUUGGACACGGAAAAUGCAGCUUUACAAAGCACCCAGAGGUUCCUAGAUCUGAAAGACCCUUAUGCAAAGGAAUGCCCAGCAGAUGAAAUGUAUGACCAGCUUUAAACGAAGCAUGUGGAGUAAAAACUGCCCAGUGCUGAUAAUGGACAAAUCGCAUUACACCAAUACUCCUUGAGCUUGCUUUGAGCAUAUUUUCACUUUCUACAACUCUCUCAGUGAACAUUAUGGGAGGAGGGUUCAGAAGAAGAAGGAAACUUUCAGUGACUAGCUGAUGCUUGGAAAGGUGAAUUUCAAAUCAACACAAACCUGAGUCCAACAGCUGCCUUCAUCCGAUCAGAAAAUAGUAACGUCCUGUAGGCAAAGGGCUGAACCUGCAACCUCACUCAUGGCAUGGGAACUGUGUGCGGGAUGGGGCUGAGAGAGGGAAGUGAAGCUGGGGGACAAAAGAUCUUUUGAGUAUGGCACAUGCUUGCUUUGUAACUCCACGAUUGGGCCUUUGUAACUCCGCGAUUACUAACGGAGAAGGGAGCAGUCCUGGACCUGACAAUAUAGCACAGAAAAGAUGAACCCAGGCCCAAGGCGCAGGAUGGAAUCAGAAAAAACUAAAUGCUGGCCCUGAGUUGAGACUCUUGGUUCCAACCCACCAUGUCCCUUAAUGCAGAAGUGUUUGGCUCAUGGACGUUUCUAAAAUACACGGGCAGAGGAAGCAAUACCCAUGAGUGCAGGCGGGAACGUUUGUUUAGAAGCUCACCGGCUCAUUCUUUCUUUACUCUGGUUUCCACAUGGCACACAUGCAGUGCAGCAUACUAGAAAUGUGCGUGGGACUGCCUGAUGGAUGGGUGCAUCCGUACACGGUUACUGCAUGUCCGUCAGGUGUGUGUGUGCAGGCAAGGGUCCCGCAUAGCCAGUGACUUGCACAUGCAAUGCACGCGUAAAUUAGGUGCAGAAUUGCACGUGCAAAUGGGGACUGUUAAAUUUUCAAUAAGACAUUUUGAGACCAACAAACAACAACCAACUGCCACAACGAACAAAUGUUGAGCCAGGACAACUUCCCCCUCCUUGUUUCAGGAGCAUCCUGAAGGAUCUUACCACAGAGGAUGCAGUGAUUAGCUGAUAUACCACCUAUUCUAAGGUAGCUGCAGCCCCCCAGGACUCAGUGCCUCGUCAGUGUUCGCCGUUAGGAGCAUUGAAAGCCUCCCGUAAAUCGACUGGCUGGCAGGAAAGAACAGCUGAUGUAGAGCAUCUGCCUGCAGGGACUGCUGCAGUGGGGCAAAGAAGCAGGUCAGCCUGGCCAGGGAUGACCCAAAUUAAAAUGUUUUGCACGAAGGAAAAUGGCUAACACCAGCGAGAGGCUGUUGACAAGCUGCCUGGUGCUCUGUGCGGCUGAAAGGAGGUCCAUGACCGGUGGUGUGUCAGGGGACAGACUAUUGUGGUUUGUGGUGUCAGCAUGUAAGUAUGCAGGCUGGGGCGAUUAAAGAGACCCAGCGUACGUGGUUGGUAUCAGAUUGCCUGCUGACUAGCCUGGGCUUUGGUGCAGGUGUCGUGUGUGCUCGUGAUCCCCUCCUCCCCACACCCACUGUCAUUUCAGCUGGCAAUAAGCCAUUACGAGCCGCUAUAGUGACUGGUUUGGUUAACCCAAAAUAGCCCCCAUGGCUGCUGCUAUCUUAGUGCUCAGCCUUGUGAGUAAUACCGCACGCUCAAAUAGGGAAACAGUCCAUAUAGCUGUGGUUCUUGAGUGUGGCCACAGGUUCUCCAGUCGUAACCCAGCUGUAUCAGUGUCUGGCCAGCACGUUUUACAUAGUAAUAAAACACAUUCACGCUGACUCAUCCGGUAAGUUCGUGCAGGACACGCAGAUUCUUCCGAGAACUAGUGAGUAAGGCACACACGGGAUUAUUUAAGUCUUGGGGAGGAAAAAUGUAAUCAAAGCAUUUGGUAAUGUUUAUAGUGGGCAGGAGGAAAAGCUGGGAAUUACCCCCGUCACAAGAAUGUUGACAUGACGUCCCAGCACGGAAAGGUUGGAGAGGGAAGAAGAAAUUAACCGAAAGCGCAGCUUGACUUCUGUGACAGUCGCAAAAGAAAUUACACUAAUUAAACUUAGUUGCGGUGCUGCCAUCUCGGUUACCUCACUCAGGCAAGUGUUACUGCGAAGUUUAUUUUUUUAAAUGCUUAUAAAACAGGCUAAGAAACUGUGUAACUGGGGUGAGGGGUGUUGGCUGCUUGGCCCAGUGGCUGAAGUAGCCUAACAAGACUUUGAGGCUCAUUUCAAGUCCACCGCAACUGUCAGGUUGGUUAAUGCCAAUGUUGUACCAGGGUCUGUUCAUUUACCUUGGACCAUAUUUAUUUCUGAUACUUGUACUAGUACUUUCUUACUCCUGUGCUGGCUUAUUUCCUAAAUUAAUAAACUUUCUUGCCACAGAAAUCAGUGGCCAAACGCC
Molecule: messenger RNA, 5147 nt
Organism: Chelonia mydas (Green sea turtle)
Lineage: Eukaryota; Metazoa; Chordata; Testudines; Cheloniidae
Gene: IL13RA2
Product: interleukin 13 receptor subunit alpha 2
Exons: 11
Coding region: 785-1921 (378 amino acids)
Biological process (GO): cytokine-mediated signaling pathway
Cellular component (GO): external side of plasma membrane
Molecular function (GO): cytokine receptor activity; protein binding
Source: RefSeq, a predicted model, not a curated record